AUGUGGGCGCUAGUAAUUUUGACGUUCUUGGCUUGCGUUUGCGUGAUUGCAUUUUUGUACCUUACAUGGAAUUUCAACUAUUGGAAGAGUCGACAUGUGACUGGGCCAAAGCCGACAGUUAUCAAAGGCUCCUUUCCAAAAACCUUUGGCGGCGUUUGUAAUUUAGUUGAGGAAUUGCAUCAAAUAUACUUGCGGUAUAGGGACACCCAAAGCUUCGUGGGUGUGUAUUCAGCCCGUAGUCCCAAGUUGUUUAUUCUUGACCCUAAAUUGGCGGUAUCGGUACUUAAAUCGAAGUUCAACAGUUUCCGCGAUAACGAAUCUUCAUUGUGGACGUCGCAGCAAGUGGAAAAACUGAGAUUCUGCAGUCCCUUUGUGUCGGUCGGUGAUGAGUGGAAGAAAAAACGCACAGAACUUGCUCAACUUGUGUCCACAAAAGCGCUACGAUCGCACAGUGAUAUUAUGAAAGCGUGCGCCAAAAGGAUGACGGAAUUCUUAAACACCCGGAAACCGAACUCUACGUGGGACGUUAAAGAUGUUGCUAACCGUUUUACGUGUGCAGUUAUGACCCAAUUUAUAUGGGGUAUGGAUGAGAAUACGUUCCAAAAAGAAAUGGAGUACUCGCCAUCUCAUAAUAUUGCAACAAUCAUGCUGCAACAGUCACUUCGCUGUGUCAAACAUUACGGACGUACAGCUUGUUUCCCUUUUCUACGAAGGUUCUUUCCAGUUCGUUUUUUCCCUGCUGCAGCGGAAGAUUAUUUCAGAAGACUGGCAAGGGAAGCACUGCAGGGAAAUAUAGUCGGGCAUUCUAGUGUCAUGAGUCGUCUAUCGUAUCUAAAUCAGAAAAAUGAUUUGACCGACAUGCAAGUUGCUGGGCAUACAACCACAAUAUUGAUUGAUGGAUUCGAAACUGCAGCCAUAGUAAUAUCCCACUGCUUAUUAAUGUUAGCAAGAAAUCAACGGGUGCAACGCAAACUAAGGGCACGCCUGAAUGAAUGUGCGGAAUCCCUGGCUUUUGAUGAAAUUACCACAAACACUUAUUUAAAUCAGUGUAUCCAGGAGACACUCCGCCUUUUCCCACCGUUGGCAACGCUCUUCAAAAUAUGUACCGAAUCAGUCACAUUAGAAAACGGGUUGAGCAACUCAUGUAUCGAGUUAAACCCUGGGGAUAUAGUAUAUAUAUCUUCCUACUCAUUUCACCACGACCCUAAGUACUACGAUGAACCAGAGAAGUACUGGCCUGAACGUUUUGAUGAUGAAUUAGGCGGCGUUAAAAAAUAUAAAGAUAUGGGCGUAUUUUUACCGUUUGGGGAUGGACCGAGGAUGUGUCCAGGGAUGAAAUUGGCACUAAUGGAAGUUAAAAUCGCACUAAUGGAACUCGUGAGACAUUUCGAAUUUGUACCCUCUGACGAUACUCGUACAGAUAAUAAACUGGAUUCGGAUUCAUUUCUGUUGAAGCUGCAUGGUGAUAUCUUGCUGAAAAUUAACCCAACUCCUAAUAUUUAA
Messenger RNA from Musca vetustissima, 1503 nucleotides. Its product is annotated as probable cytochrome P450 28d1. The transcript is spliced from 7 exons. Gene Ontology annotation, molecular function: oxidoreductase activity, acting on paired donors, with incorporation or reduction of molecular oxygen; monooxygenase activity; heme binding. NCBI's taxonomy places the organism in Eukaryota, Metazoa, Arthropoda, Insecta, Diptera, Muscidae. Bases 1 to 1503 code for a protein of 500 amino acids. The record is from RefSeq and is a predicted model, not a curated record.